This is a messenger RNA of Bacillus rossius redtenbacheri, 10115 nucleotides long. RefSeq names its product E3 ubiquitin-protein ligase UBR5 (gene hyd). The record is from RefSeq and is a predicted model, not a curated record. Gene Ontology annotation, cellular component: nucleus; cytoplasm. Gene Ontology annotation, biological process: protein polyubiquitination; positive regulation of canonical Wnt signaling pathway. NCBI's taxonomy places the organism in Eukaryota, Metazoa, Arthropoda, Insecta, Phasmatodea, Bacillidae. The transcript has 45 exons. Gene Ontology annotation, molecular function: ubiquitin binding; zinc ion binding; RNA binding. Bases 115 to 9291 code for a protein of 3058 amino acids.
UCUAUUCUAUUCUCAAAACAUGGCGUUGGGAAUGUCUCGUAUCAAGAUAAAAUUAUGAGUGAGAGUUUUGUGACAAUUUGGGCUUAUUUUGUAGUAAGCGCAUGCGUUUAAAAGAUGUCUUCUUUACAUUUUGUUGUUCAUCCACUUCCUGGGACGGAGGAUCAGCUAAAUGACAGGCUGAAGGAGGUGUCGGAGAAGAUAAACCGGUUCGGCUGCGCGACGCCGGCGGCGGUGGCGAGCCUGAAGGUGGCGGUGAAGCGCAUCGUGGUCGGACCGAACCACUUCGCCCUGCUGCUGGAGGACGGGCGCGUCUGCCGCGUGUCCUUCUCCAUCCUGUCGGACCGGCUGGACCUCAGCAAGAACGACCCCGCCAAGAAUGUGAGCAGCAGCAAGGUGGGGGGAGCCGGCGGGGCGGGCUCCAGCUCCGGCAGCCGCCAGCUGACCCGCGCCCGUGCACGCAUCAUGCGCUCCAACACAGCCCUGCGCGGGGCGGGGGGCGUCCCCAGCAGCGGCUCGGGGGGGCGCGGGGCCCCGGGGGUCAUCAUGGGGGCCAGCAGCGGGGGCAGUGGGGGCGGGGGCAGCAGCGUGGGGCCCCGCCCCAUCGUGCCGCCCCUCUACGUGCCGGAGGAGCUGGUGUCCCAGGCGCAGGUGGUGCUGCAGGGCAAGAGCCGCAACCUCAUCAUCCGAGAGCUGCAGCGCACGAACCUGGACGUGAACCUGGCGGUGAACAACCUGCUGAGCCGCGACGACGAGGAAGGGGACGACGCAGACGACGCCCCGGACUCGUACGUGCCGGAGGACCUGAUAUCCUUGCUCGACGGAGGCUUCCACGCAGACCACUCCGUCAUCAUCGACGCCGACGCCAUGUUUUCCGAGGACAUGUUCGGAUACUCCGCCAUCAGGAACCGGGGCAGCUCCGGCAGCAGGCGCCUGACCCUGGAGCGGGACCGCGAGGCGGACAGAGAGAGAGACCGCGAGAGAGACAGCUUCUCUCGUUGGCGCGACCGGCAGUAUUUCGGACCGCGGCGCUGGCUGGAGAGCGCGCUCAGGGACUCAUCGUGGGACAAAGAUCCAGAUGCGAAGAAGAAGGAGUACGCGACGCAGAGCCCCCUGUGGAUGUCGGACGACCUGGAGUUCUGGCCCGACCGCGGCUCAGAGUCGCUGCCCCAGUUCGCGAUGAUCGCGGCGCUGCACAGCGAGCUGGUGGCCGUGUCGGCCUGCGGCCAGCUCUACCAGUGGAAGUGGAACGAGGCGGAGCCCUACCGCCACCCCGAGAACCCGGCGGUGCACCACCCCAAGGCGGUGGCGCUGGCGCUGACGUCGGAGCAGGUGGUCCAGAUCUCGGCCACGGUGAUCCGCUGCUCGGUGGCCACGGAGAGCGGCAAGGUCGCCACCUGGCUGGACGAGCAGCUGAGCCACGCCUCGGCCAAGCUGGAGCACCCGGCCCAGAGCUUCACCGAGUUCACCCUGGACCACGUGGUGUCGCUGCACACCUGCCUGCUGUACACCGUCGCGCGCCUCGCCAGCGGCGCCCUCUACUGGUGGGGCGUGCUGCCGUUCAGCCAGCGCAAGCGUCUGUGGGAGAAGUACCGCGCCAAGUCUCGAAAGCACCGGCCCUCCACGGCGAGUGCGGAGAUCGUGUGUGGCAGCCAAGUGUGCAUGAAGAACAGCCCCAUGUACCAGCCGGGUGCCAUUGGUUUCACCGUCUCGGGCGGCGUGCCGCGAGUGGGCCAGCUGCUGAACGCGGCGUGGAACCUCACGGACGUGUGUCGCUUCAAGCUGCUGCUGCCGCCCAGCAGCGCCAGUUCCGAGCUGCGGCGCGACAGCGUGGGCGCGGCGGCCGCCAGCACGCUGCCCGCCCCGGGGGGCAGCAGCGCGGGCAAGAACAGCCACAAGGAGACGGCCGACCGCCUGGACAUGCCGCCCCCUCCCUCCCCGGCCUCCAGCACCUGCAGCGACACGGGCAGCAUCACCACCAGCCACAAGAGGCAGAAACGACUGGUGCCGAAGGGCGAAGAAACGGAGAAGAAAGACGAAGAGGAGUGGCAGCUGAAAGAUGUAGUGUUUGUUGAAGACGUUAAGAGUAUUCCCGUUGGGCGCGUGCUGAAGGUGGACGGGGCCCACGUGGCGGUGCGCUUCCCGGGCACCAAGGACGGCAAGGAGAAGGAGCAGUCCCUGGACGACACCGUGAACCUCCUGCAGGACUGCCGCCUCAUGAGGAAGGACGAGCUGCAGGUGAUCAAGGCAGGCGCCACCUCGCGGGCGCCCGACUGCUUCCAGCGCAUCCCCCGCCGGGUCAGCAUCCCCGAGGGCGGCCAGAUCCUCACCGUCGCCGUCGACGGCCAGGGCAUCCACGCCAUCGUGAAGACGGGCAUGAAGCUGAGCUACGUGCUGUACAACCUGAGCAGCGGCCGGCCCGAGCAGGACAGUCCCUUCCCGUCGGACACGGCCUCCUUCAUGGGCCUGGAGCCGCGCAACAUCAGCCUCAUCAACGCCGGGGAGACGAGCGAGAGCGUGCUGAUCCUGCGGGACGGCAACGGCACCAUCUACCCGCUGGCCAAGGACUGCGUGGAGAGCAUCAGGGACCCCCUGUGGCUGGACCUGCCCCCGGUGCGCUGCAUGGGCGCCGGCACGCACGCGCUCAGCGUGGCCAGCAGUGCCAACCUGAAGAACCAGGUGGCGCUGGUGGUGCUGGCCCUGGAAAGCCAGCUGCUCAUGCCGCGCCUGCUGCGCUGCGACCUGGAGGGCGUGAGGCAGGUGCUGGCCGGCCUGGACGGCGACAACAAGCCGUAUGCCGGUGCAACAUCUGUGCUGCAGUUCGUGUUGAACGAGCGUUGCGACGGCAACAGAAACAUCCUGCACGCUUGUGUUGCCAUGUGCACUCCUUCCUCCAAUAAGGAGGACCAAGAGGGUGGCUGUGGCGUGAAGUCUGUAGACGUCAUCGCCAGCGCCCUGCGCUCUCGCUCGGGUUGCCUGCGCGAGAUGAUGGGACGGGCGACGGCAGCUGCUCAGUCCCUUGAACGAGAAAUAGCGAGCGACAACGGCAGCCACCAGGCGGCGGCGGAAGAGCCCAUCCCGACCAUCAGCUGGCCGCCGGAGACGUACGACCCCGCGUCGGGCGACGAGGACAGCCUCAUGGGCCUGGGGGCCUCCAGCACGCCCAACACGAAGCCAGCGACAAGCAGAAGCACCACCUACAUCGUGGACCCCGUGGAGCGCAAGAACAACGCCCUGCAGGCCCUGCGGCUGAUGUGCGACUGCCCGGCCCUGCAGCCCCACCUCAAAGACCUGCUCAGCGCCAAGGACGCGCAGGGGCAGACGCCCUUCAUGCUGGCCGUGCAGUGCCGUGCCUACCCGGCGGCCCAGGUGGUCCUGGACUCGGUGCAGCGCGUGACCCAGCGAGAGGUGCCGGACGCCGGCGGGGAGGCCCAGCACCGGGCCCUGGUGGCCGGCAUGGUGUACCCCGCGGGCUCUGCCCCCGACGACUCCCCCCUGCACGUCAUCUGCUGCAACGACACCUGCAGCUUCACCUGGACGGGUGCCGAGCACAUCAACCAGGACAUAUUCGAGUGCCGCACGUGUGGGCUGACGGGCUCGCUGUGCUGCUGCACGGAGUGUGCGCGGGUGUGCCACAAGGGCCACGACUGCAAGCUGAAGAAGACCUCGCCCACCGCCUACUGCGACUGCUGGGAGAAGUGCAAGUGCAAGGCCCUCAUCACGGGCCAGCAGACCGCACGGAUCGAGCUGCUGUGCCGCAUGGUGGCCGAGACGGACCUCGUGUCCCAGCCAAACAGCAGGGGAGAGAGCAUCCUGCUGUUCCUGGUCCAGACGGUGGGCCGACAGUCGGCGGAGCAGCGGCAGUAUCGGGCGUCUCGACCGAGGAGCGCUUCUGCGUCCAGUCGGAAGACACCUUCUUCAGACAUAGAACUGGACAUGCCCGACCACGACCUGGAGCCCCCUCGGUUCAGCAGGCGCGCGCUGGAGAGACUGCUCAACGACUGGCGUGCCGUGCGAGGCAUGAUCAUGUCAGGCGUGAAGGACAACCCUUCGACCCAGCAGCCAGUGUACGAGGACCAAGCGUAUUUGCAGUCGCAGAGCGGCACCACGCUGCUGGACAAGUUCACGUACUGCCUUCUGGUCAAGUGCAGCCCCGAGAUGCUGGACACGCUCCUGACGACUCUGGUGCGCGAGAUACAGAACGAGAUCGUGCCGGGCCGGUCCGACGAAGCCAAGGUGGUGGCUCGGCGGUUCGUUCGGUCGGUGGCUCGCAUAUUCGUCAUCUUCAGCGUGGAGAUGGCCCCCAACACCAGCAAGAGGCGAAGUGUUGGCAGCUUGUCCCAGCCGCUGGUGAAGUGCAAGCGUGUAUUCCAAGUGCUGAUCAAGAUUGCCAUUGAAGAGCUGUGCGAGACUGCUGAUUCGCUGGUCGCUCCGGUGAGGCUCGGUGUGGCUAGACCGACCGCCCCCUUCACCCUGGCCAACACAACUGCAGACGUCAUCAACCAGGACCUGUUCUCGGUGGAGCCGCUGGCUCCCCACAGCAGCUACGUGCCGGGCGCCCACUCCUCCUCUGGUACCUUGGGGGGGUCCUCGCGCAGCACCGACUCUGCUCGCAACAUGGACCUGGCCAACGUGGCGCGCGCCCGAGCCGCGGUCGCCGCCGUCAUGAUGCUGGACGACACCGAUGCCGUCGAAGGCAUGGGCGCGGAGGACGGGGACGGGGACGGCAGCGAGCCCGACGAGGCGGAGCGCGGGGGCGGCAGCGGCGUGGGGGGCGGCGAGCCCAUGGAGUCGGAGGUGGUGGACCUGGUGAACGGCCCCGGGGAGGAGCCCCCCGGCGACGGGGAGUCGGACAACGAGCUGGACCUGCUGGCGGAGACGGAGAGCGACAGCGACGACAACCACAGCAACCAGGACGCCGCGUCGGCGCAGCGCAGCGUGCAGACGGGGGCCACCGCGGGCUCCGACACAGGCAUUGCUUCCCUGUUGCUCUUCCCAGAGCCGGAGGACGACUCGGCGGAGUCCAGCCAGCAGGAGGACGACGAGUCGGAGGCCGGGGAGACGGACGAGCCCGACACGGAGGAGUUCGCGCUCUCCGACGAGCAGCUCGAGAGACGCAGCUCCAACUCGGGACACGGCCACCGCAGCAACCUCGCGCCCCAGUCCAUGCAGUGGGCCAUCCGCAGCCGCGAGACGGGGGCCCGCGCUGGAGGUAGGGGAGGUGUGCGGGUCGCGGGGGGCAGCAGCCUGGUGUUCAUAGACCCGUCGUCACUCCGGCGCUCCACCACCGCCACGGCGGCGGUGGCGGCGGCGGCCGCCAGCCAGGAGCCCGUCACCAUGGCGACCACGGCCAGCUGCCUGGCGCGGGCCUUCGGCAUCGUGAUCCGCCAGAUAGCCGACCUGCUCACCAUGCUGCAGGACUACCACGCGCUGGCCCCCAACCUGCCGCGCACGCUGCACGUCACCUACCAGGAGUCCAUCAACCUGCAGCUGUACCUGGAGUACCACCUGAAGCCCACCUGGGACUGGCUGCUGACGGUGAUGGACUCGACGGAGGCCCAGCUGAGGUUCGGGGCGUCGCUCACGCACUCGUCGGACCCCGCCCACCCGGGACACCCGCUCCACCAGGCGGCGGGGCUGGCCCUGGGGGCCACGAGCGGCCUGGGGGGCCUGCUGGGCCCCGCGGCGCUGUCCCUGUCGGUGCUGAGCAGCGGGGGCCAGGCCGGGACGCCCGGCGCUCCGUCGCGGGCCGGGGGCGCGCACCGCACCGUGGUGUCCACCAGCGCGGGCUCCGGCCACCGCAUCGUGGGCUUCUCGGCCAGCAGCGACGCCCCGCGCCCCGCCCGCGACCGAGAAGGUGAGCGCACCAACCUGCACUCGGCCAGACGGGACUUCCUGUCGUACUGCCUGUCGCUGAUGCGCGCGCACAACGGGGAGCACCUGGACAGCCUGCCCGUGCUGGACGUGUCGGCCCUCAAGCACAUCGCCUACGUGUUCGACGCGCUCAUCUACUACAUGCGCUCCGGCACCGAGAGCCCCGACGCCGACGCCCUCCGGGACGGCCUCAACCUCGACUCCUGGAACGACCAGGACGAGAACGACAACGAGGAAGGGGACGAGGAGCUGGCCCCCACGGUGGCCAUGGAGACGGAGGCGGUGGAGGAGCAGGAGGCGGGGGGCGCGGUGCCCGGGCCGCUGGGCCCCUCCGGCGCGGCCAGCGUGGGCAAGGGGCGCAAGAACUCGUUCCUGCAGCGCUCCGAGUCCACCCUGUGCCUGGGCUGCCCCCCGCCGGACCCCUUCGACACGCCCAUGUCGGAGGCCCUGCCGCUGGCCGACCAGCCGCACCUCCUGCAGCCCAACGCCCGGCGCGAGGAGCUGUUCGGCAUGCCCAAGCAGCCCAUCACCGUGCCGCCCUCAGGUGCGAGUGCCCCAGGAACGUACAACCCACUUGAAGUGUUGCCGACCCGGCUAGGGCUGUCGAUGAGAAGUGCGGACAACGGGACGAACGGACCGUUCAUGUCGACCAGUUCGGCCCACCUGGGUCCCGCGACGGUGGCCACCGCCGAGAGCAAAGCAGCUCAGGCGGGUCUGAGCCGUGCCAACUCGGAGGAUGCCGGCUCGGGCAGCAAAGAGCAACAGCUUCCGUUGGGCAGGACUAAUUUUGAAGCCUUGGACCACUUGUUGCACGAAAUGGAAGACGACGACCCGCAGUUCAAGAAGAAGUUUGCGGAGUCCAUGCGCGACCUGAGCGCGACCUCGGUCCUGCCGGGCAGUGCCGCGGCGGCCGAGGAGGGGCCCCAGGACCUGUCCUUCAACAAGGAGCAGCAGGCGUCCGUCACGAAGAUGGAGGUGGACCAGGACGGCGCGGCCGUGUUCGCCCAGAAGCCGGCGGCCGACAUGCCCGCCGACCUCAGCAAGCCCGGCACCAGCGGCUCCGCGCAGAGCAAGGACAUGGAGCUGGAGGACAUAGACUCCCCCUCGUCCCCGAGCGACUCUCCCGCGUCGCCCACCGACUCGCCCGUCUCGGCCGCCGACUCCCGGCCCUCCUCGCCGGUGCUGGGUCGCCUGGCCGGCCGAGAUGGGGCCACGUCUGAAGAGAACCGCAAGUUGCUGGAACAGAACAGAGCGCCGAUCAUCGUGUCUCCUCGCAAGGUGGCGGCCGCCCUGGCCAAUGCGCUGGCGGGCUUCUCCGGGGGCAGCGCGGCCGCGCAGGAGAAGAGCGGUGGGCCGGCCGUGAAGAGUGUGAUAGUGCGUGCCGGGCCCGCCAGCAACACGACACCGCCCUUGCAUCAGACGGAUGCACCAGAUAUACUGGUGGUCCCGUCUGCCGACUCGAGACAGCCUGGGGACACGGGCAUGGACGGCAUGCCCAACGACAUAUCAGCCCACGUGACGGUGGAGACCUCUCGUUCCCAGGACCAGCCCAGUGUGUGGUGCAGGCCGCACCCCACCAUCGGCCAGUCGGUGUCCCACGACCUGCUGCUGGGGCGCUGGCGACUGUCGCUCGACCUGUUCGGGCGGGUGUUCAUGGAGGACGUGGGCCUGGAGCCCGGCUCCGUGGUGUCCGAGCUGGGGGGCUUCCCCGUCAAGGAGGCCAAGUUCCGUCGCGAGAUGGAGAAGCUGCGGAACGCCCAGCAGCGGGACCUCACCCUCUCCAAGGUGGAGAGGGAGCGGAACCAGCUGAUCAUCCAGACCAUGAAGGAGCUGAACACGCAGUACAACAACUACCACCGCCGGGCGUCCAGCUCGCAGCCGCCGCUCGCCGUCAACCGGGUCAAGGUGACCUUCAAGGACGAGCCCGGGGAGGGCUCGGGGGUGUCUCGCAGCUUCUACACCGCCAUCGCAGAGGCUCUGCUGGCAAAUGAGAAACUACCAAACUUGGAAUCUGUCCAAGUAGGGACAAAGUAUGCACCCUACAACGUGUUGCAGAGACUGCGCUCCAGGGAAAGAGAAACUGUGCGGAGACAUUCUCAGACCCAGCGGUCGUCGCCGCGCAGCCGGGAGCCGCGGCGAGCGCUCUCGUACGAGGCGCGGCCCUUCUCGCCCAGCGGGGCGGAGGGCGGCCAGGCCGGCCACAACGAGCACCUGACGCUGCACCAGCAGCAGCUGGGGGACCGCCUGUUCCCCAAGGUGCAGGCCCUGCGCCCCAACCUGGCCAACAAGAUCACGGGCAUGCUGCUGGAGCUGUCCCCCGCACAGCUGCUCAUGCUGCUGGCCUCGGAGGACGCGCUGCACCUCAAGGUGGAGGAGGCGGUGGAGCUGAUCCUGAGCCACGGCCAGGAGCUGGCCUCCGAGGCUCUGCUGGACCUGGAUGUGUUCAGUCUGUCGGAGCGAGCCAAGAAGCCGCGCCCCUCCGAGGGAGAAGACCCCGCCGAGGACGCAGCUGACGACAACGCCCCGCUCUUCUACAGCCCGGGCAAGCGCGGCUUCUACUCCCCGCGCCAGGGCAAGGCCAGCUUCGAGCGCGUCAACGCCUUCCGCAACGUCGGCAGAUUGCUGGGGUUGUGCCUGCUGCAGAAUGAACUCUGUCCAAUUUUCUUGAACCGCCAUGUCAUGAAGUACAUUCUGGGGAGGCCCAUCAGGUUCCACGACAUGGCGUUCUUUGAUCCUGUGAUCUACGAAAGCCUGAGGCAGUUGGUGGUCGACGCUGAGACGAAAGGAGACACAAGUGGGUUCUUCUCUGCCCUGGACUUGUACUUCAGCUUGGACCUGAGCGUGGAGGAAGGAGGGGGCUCCGUGGAGCUGCUGCCAGGGGGCAGAGACCUGGAGGUGACUGCCAACAACGUGUACGACUACGUGCGCAAGUACGCAGAGUACCGCAUGAUCAAGUCCCAGGAGAAGGUUCUUGAGGCGGUCCGGACGGGAGUGUUCGACGUGCUGCCCCCGGGAGCGCUGGACGGCCUCACGGCGGAGGACCUGCGACUGCUCCUGAACGGCGUCGGAGACAUCAACGUCGCGGUGCUCAUCUCGUACACCAGCUUCAACGACGAGUCGGGGGAGUCGAGCGAGCGCCUGCUCAAGUUCAAGCGCUGGCUGUGGUCCAUCGUGGAGAAGAUGACGCACGUGGAGAGACAGGAUCUGGUGUACUUCUGGACGGGGUCUCCCGCGCUGCCCGCCAGCGAGGACGGCUUCCAGCCCAUGCCGAGCGUGACCAUCCGGCCGGCGGACGACUCGCACCUGCCCACGGCCAACACGUGCAUCUCCAGACUCUACAUCCCGCUGUACAGCAGCCGCGCCGUGCUGCGGCACAAGCUGCUCCUCGCCAUCAAGACCAAGAACUUUGGCUUCGUGUGAACCGUGCGUUGUAUUCCAUAGUCAAAUAAAUAUUGGUUUCCCAUGGUGUCGCGUGAGUGAGUUUUCCGGUCGUGGAUGGUAGUGUGAGAAUAAUUUUCAAACGAAGUAGGUUGGCUGCAUCUCAUUUCAAUUAAUGUGCUGUAUUUAUAUCAUCCUUGGUAACAGCUUCAAAUUGUGAAGGUGCCUGCAGUGUUAUUUGCUGUGCAUGCAAAUUCAUUGGAGGAGUUUAGACGUGGACGCUCGAUCGGUGGGUCUGUGUACAUACUGUUGUGGCAACAAUGGAGUGUUGGUAAAUAACUCUGUAAUGUUCCAUGCAAUGUUUUCCUGUGUUCAUUAUGUAUUGUAAAAUAUUCUAUAUGUAAGGUAGAGAAUUUUGAAAUUGUUACAAUACCAUGCCAUGUGUUAUGAACACUACCUACAUGCAUGUGUAUGUUGUAUUGAUUAGCACGGUGCAAAAAAAAAUGUGAGAUCAAUGAAAAUUUAAAUACCAGACAUAUGAUACUUUGGUGCGCAUGAAAUAAAUACAAACUUUUAUGCUUUUUCCGUUACUGUUUUGUACACAUAUUGCAUUGUUCAUUGUUUACUUCCUAUACUUGUAGAAAUAGAUGUAAUUACUUGCUGUCUGUGAAGUGUUUUUUUUUUUUUUUUGUGCUUGAACUGGAUGAAGCAAAAGUGUAUUGAGUAAAUCACGAACGCUUAGGAAUACGUCUAACAAUGUAAUAAGCAGCAUAAACUAUAAUUCCCGGUUCAGAGACAUUAUAUGACCAGACAUUGCGUGAAUUUAACGUUGACGAAUAUGUAAUUAAAAAAAAUCCCAAAAGUGA